AACGAUCUCUAAGUGCUUUCUUUGUCUCGUAUCUUCUGUAAACGGCAUAUCAAGCAACAAACAACACAGAGAUUCGAGAGAGUUGUCAUCAGGCUAGAGAUUAUGCAUGUGUCGUCUGAUAAGAUCUCGACGCUGUCUGAUGAAGAGGAGACCCCAUAGCGGCUUUUACCUCAGCUAAGCCCCCAUAAGUCACGCGUAGCUUCCUGAUGUAAAGAGAGUUGUCAUCCCGUCGUUCCACGCAAGACCGCACACCCCCGAUUCAAAUUUCCUCCCGAAUCAUUUAUAAAGGGGAGUCGUGUGACAGAGUAGUCGGUCAUUACGGUGCCACCUACGGUGGAAAGAGAGAUUCUUCACCGCCUGGACACUGGUUCGAUUCCCACACAACCACUUGUCUCGAGAUCUCUGACUGAGGUGCAGAAAACUCGUUAUCAAGGACAGUAGCGUAUCAGCUUCUUGUCUUUGGAGCAUCGCCCACAGAAGCUGAUUCAAACCACAUGCUCUAAGAGAUCACUACGGGGCAAGCCGAAGAAGAGAAAUCACUUUCGUCGACGGUCUCCAUUGAACAACAACAAGGCCGCUGAGUGCUACGCAGAAGAAAAGCAAAACGGCUCUCUUUCAGCGUCUGUGACGAAUUGCUUCCUGAAAUGGCGAACCAGGCACUGUGCUUGUACCUCUACGCUCUCCUACUAGUGAAAUCAUGCGAAGGAGUGUUGGAGCUGAGACUUGUAGAUGGACGGAACCCGUUUGAAGGUCGUUUGGAGGUCAGGGACAAGGACAUCAUGGGGCGGCAGUGGGGGACGGUGUGCGACGAUCGGUGGGGAAUCAAGGACGCAGAGGUGGCGUGUCGGCAGCUGGGUUUCCCGGGGGCGGCGUGGGCUCACGGCGGCGGGAGGUUCAGCCAUGGGGCCGGGCGGAUCUGGCUGAGCGAGCUGCGGUGUGACGGGUCCGAGGACAACCUGGGGGCGUGCGCGCACGGGGGGUGGGAGACUAACUUCUGUGAUCACAGCCAGGACGCGGGCGUUAUCUGUCACGUCCCCGGAUAUCUCGGCUGCUACCGAGACUUCCUUCUCCCCGACGACCGAGUGUUCUAUCACGAGUACCUCCGAACAUUCGCGAUGACCAUUCAGAUGUGUACCGAACAUUGCCGAGGACUCGGGUACAAGUACGCCGGGGCCCAGCGAGGGACGGAGUGUUUCUGCGGUCAGGACGAGCAUUUCACUCGGCUGGGGAACAGACGGAAGGACCGAGAGUGCCAGGACCAGUGUGCCGGGGACCCGGACCAAGUGUGUGGCAGUGGCUACCUGGAAAAUAGCAACAGACUCACAAUAUACGACGGUAAGGGGCGCUUAUAA
This is a messenger RNA of Branchiostoma floridae (Florida lancelet), 1352 nucleotides long. RefSeq names its product soluble scavenger receptor cysteine-rich domain-containing protein SSC5D-like. NCBI's taxonomy places the organism in Eukaryota, Metazoa, Chordata, Leptocardii, Amphioxiformes, Branchiostomatidae. Bases 645 to 1352 code for a protein of 235 amino acids. Gene Ontology annotation, cellular component: membrane. The transcript has 4 exons. The record is from RefSeq and is a predicted model, not a curated record.